CAAAGAGAAAAAUUUAAUUCAAGACAAACGCGACUUUGUGUACAUUGAGGAAAGAAAACAAUAGCGGUUUUUCCUGGAGCAGAGAUAAAACGACAGGUGUUCGUGCACAGCGGAGUCCAACCAUGAACGUGUCUCUCCCAUAACAAAUGCGUGCGUCACAGACACGGUUACUAAACCCUCUCCAUCGCGAGCAGGCCUGCCAAGCUUCCUUCAACCCCUAAUUUUCCUUCAUCCUCAUCCACUGUUGAUCCAAUCCUCGCUGCCCCACACGAACGUCUCCAUUUGAUUGGAUCCAACGGCCAAAAGACUUCCCAUUUGUUUGACCUUUUCUAACUUUUGAUCAAUCAGAGAGUCGAGCUCACUGAGCCCAACCGCGCUUGACCACUGCCCCUCCAUUUUCUCAGUGCGACACUGCUUCUUCCCCUAGUCCCCACCCCCACCUCCAAAACCCCGAUCACUUCUCACAACCCAGCGUAGAAAAUCGCAAUCGAAUCAACCAAUCUGCAAAAAGAAAACGAGAAGAAAACAAAAAGCAGAAUCACAUAUUGUUCGAAAAGCAGAAUUGAAAAAGUAGUAUUUGUAGUAGUUCCAGAACGUUUCAAUCUUUGAGUUCAGGAAUUUCCGGCAUGCUUCCGCAGAAAAAUCAGCUGGAAUCGGACCAUCCGGCGGGCGCAAUCUUGGUCCAACCGUCGUCUCCGCGGUUCCCCGCGGCAGGAACCCACCGGAAGAUCGCGAUAGCCGUUGAUCUGAGCGACGAGAGCGCCUACGCCGUGAAAUGGGCGGUCCAGAAUUAUCUGCGCGCGGGGGACGCUGUGAUCCUCCUGCACGUGCGCCCCACAAGUGUCCUGUACGGUGCCGACUGGGGUUCUAUCGAUCUCUCUGUUGACACCGACGAGGAGUCGCAGCAGAAGCUGGAGGAUGACUUCGACACCUUCACAACCACCAAGGCCAACGAUCUCGCUCAGCCUCUCGUGGAGGCUCAGAUCCCUUUCAAGAUCCACAUAGUGAAGGACCACGACAUGAAGGAGAGGCUGUGCCUGGAGGUGGAGCGUCUCGGCCUCAGCGCCGUCAUCAUGGGCAGCCGAGGCUUCGGUGCGUCCAAGCGGAGCAGUAAGGGUCGGCUCGGCAGCGUCAGCGACUACUGCGUGCAUCACUGUGUGUGUCCUGUGGUUGUUGUUAGAUACCCGGACGAGAAGGACUCUGGGAACGGCGCCGGCGAGGAUUCCGGCGGUGUUGGGAAAGGAGCAGCGGAGAAGGACGGUGACCUUCUCUGUCCAGUCGUGGAGGAGGAUCUCGAGUAUCACGAUGCCUCUGAUAAACAAGCAGAAUUGGAGAAGGCUGCGUGAGCAGAUGCAGGGCCUGGAUGCUGAGAUGGUCAGGAGUCGAGAUGUUCUUGGUGUUGUGGAUUCAUGUCUUGUGAAAAAAAAAAAAAAAGGAAUUAUGAUGUGUGGGUCUUUCUUCUAUCUCUGGUUUGGCUAUUGUGUUUAGGUCUAUGAAAUUCGGAAUGGUCGAUAAUCGUUGAUCAGUUUCUUUGGGGUCUUUGGGCAGCUUGCACUGCUCACUUUGUGACAUAAAAUUAUGUUGAACCUUUUGCUUUGCAACCCUCAUUCACUUUGUUUUAUUACAUUUAAUAGAAAAUAGUAAACCCUGGGGAAUGUUUAUUAGUA
Messenger RNA from Malania oleifera, 1667 nucleotides. Its product is annotated as universal stress protein PHOS32. The transcript is spliced from 2 exons. Bases 627 to 1346 code for a protein of 239 amino acids. Lineage: Eukaryota; Viridiplantae; Streptophyta; Magnoliopsida; Santalales; Ximeniaceae. The record is from RefSeq and is a predicted model, not a curated record.